ACUGACAUUCCAAAACCAGAAGCAGGGGGAGAACAGACUGAACAGGCUGCACAGUAGACUUUCGUCCUCGCCGACCUGCAGUCACUUCCUGUUUCUUCCUGUUCAGUGAGGAACGAGAGAAAAGGAACCUUUACAUUUUAGCCGUCGCUCAGCCUUUGACCUUUGACCUCUGAUCCUCCCUAACCCCUAAAAGAUUAUUCAUCCACAGUGUGCAACUAAACCUCAUUAACCAAUAGAAACCAUCCUCAUCGUCCCUCCUGUUGCCAUGGUUACACUGCCUCAUACUCCACUCAUCGUACACACACUGAUGUCAGUUUCUAACACUCAGAAAUGGAUCUAAUAUGCAAAAACACUCAGCUGAUUGGUCAGUGUGAGAUGACAUCACCCAAGCCGAGUGUUUGAUCCCACCAAUAUCAUACAAGCUCCGCCCCUCCUGUCAAUAACCAGGCUAACUCCGCCUCCUGACAGACAACCUUUUAAAUGCAUGUUGCUUUACUGACACACUUAAAAUACUAGAAAACACACACACACACCCACUAAUAAUCCUUCCUGUAGUUCACACACACACUUCACACACCGCAGUCUGUGUUGCUAAUAUUAACUGACUUCUUCUUUUACAAAACAACAGAAGUUAAAUAAAAAUAAGUUUGAAAACCA
Molecule: messenger RNA, 657 nt
Organism: Morone saxatilis (striped sea-bass)
Lineage: Eukaryota; Metazoa; Chordata; Actinopteri; Moronidae
Product: synuclein-like
Biological process (GO): synaptic vesicle endocytosis; chemical synaptic transmission; synapse organization
Cellular component (GO): neuronal cell body; axon terminus; cytoplasm
Molecular function (GO): cuprous ion binding
Source: RefSeq, a predicted model, not a curated record